Messenger RNA from Lucilia cuprina (Australian sheep blowfly), 1006 nucleotides. RefSeq names its product ubiquitin fusion degradation protein 1 homolog (gene Ufd1-like). The transcript is spliced from 5 exons. Lineage: Eukaryota; Metazoa; Arthropoda; Insecta; Diptera; Calliphoridae. Gene Ontology annotation, cellular component: VCP-NPL4-UFD1 AAA ATPase complex. The coding region runs from base 80 to 985 and encodes 301 amino acids. Gene Ontology annotation, molecular function: polyubiquitin modification-dependent protein binding. The record is from RefSeq and is a predicted model, not a curated record.
CAGAAAAUUUGAGAAAUUAUUAGAAAAAAACUUAAUUUUUUAAAGAAAAUUCAACUAAAACUAAAAAAAUUAAACAAAAAUGUUUCAGUUUGGUGGUUUUAAUGUAAUGUUUCCCGAAGCAGGACGCAAUUUUAAGGCAUCCUACAAAUGUUUCUCGGUAUCCAUGCUGCCGGGCAAUGAAAGACAAGAUGUGGAGAAUGGUGGCAAAAUUAUAAUGCCUCCCUCUGCCUUGGAUUCAUUGACGCGUUUAAAUGUUGAAUAUCCCAUGUUAUUUAAGUUGAUCAAUAAUAAAAAAGGUCGCACAUCACAUGCUGGCGUUUUAGAGUUUGUGGCCGAUGAGGGUAAAUGCUAUUUGCCCUAUUGGAUGAUGGAUAAUUUACUGCUAGAAGAGGGAGAUAUCUUAACAAUUGAAAGUGUUUCUUUGCCGGUGGCUAAGUUUUCGAAAUUUCAGCCUCAUAGCACAGAUUUUUUGGAUAUAACAAAUCCCAAGGCUGUAUUGGAAAAUGCUUUGCGUAAUUUCGCUUGUUUGACUACAGGCGAUGUGGUGGCUAUUAAAUACAAUAAGAAAGUGUAUGAAUUGUGUGUGUUGGAAACGAAACCGGGAAAUGCCGUCAGCAUUAUAGAGUGUGAUAUGAAUGUGGAAUUCGAGGCUCCGGUGGGUUACAAAGAACCCACGACUGCCAAAAAAGAGCAACCGGUAGAAGAACAGCCUCAAGAUCAUGUUAUGGAAGAAGUAGUGGAAACCUUCAAAGGUUCCGGCGUACGUCUGGAUGGUAAAAAGAAAAAGGACUCACAAUUGGAUACACCGGUCAUUAAAAAGAUUUUAGCUCGUGGUGUUCCAGAUUAUGACUACAAAUUUGGUAUGUUGAAAUUUGAUCGGACCAUCAAGCCCAUAAGCGAUCGUGUGGCUGAGAUCGAAUCAGCACCCGAGCCGGAAGAAACAUUCCAAGGCCAGGGUUUCUCCAUGAAAAAAUCACGCAAAUAAAUUAAAAUUUUUUUUAAUACA